AAAAUCAUUGAAGACCCGUAGCGAAGACUGGUAGCAGAGGCGAAACGAAAGAACUCAACAAAAAAAAAAAAAAAACCUUGUAGUGCUAAUAAUAAUAAUUUAAAAUUUCUUACGCCUGAUCUGCUCUAAGCUCAACAGUCAACCGUUCCUCUUAGAACCCUAAUUCAGGCUCUUCAUGCUUGGCAAACUCUUGAUUCAGGAUUCCACUAAAGCAUCAUGAAUUACCUAGUAGGAGCUUUCAAGCCGCCAUGUAAUAUUUUCAUUUCAUUUGCAGAUGGAAGAAGCCGUAAGCAGGUUCCACUAAAGAAGGAAAAUGGGAAAACAGUUAUGGUUGCUCUCUUCCAGAGCCAAGAAAACAUUGUAGGGGAGGUAGUUAUAGAACCAAUACAGGGGAAGAAGGUUGAACAUAAUGGUGUUAAAAUUGAGCUCCUUGGUCAGAUAGAAUUGUAUUUUGAUAGAGGCAACUUCUAUGAUUUUACCUCUCUUGUACGUGAACUUGAUGUUCCUGGUGAAUUAUAUGAUCGAAAAACAUAUCCAUUUGAAUUUUCUACAGUGGAGAUGCCAUAUGAGUCGUACAACGGAGUCAAUGUUAGGCUUAGGUAUAUACUGAAAGUGACAAUCAGUAGAAACUAUGUCAGCAACAUUGUGGAGUACCAAGAUUUUGUGGUUCGCAACUAUACUCCACCUCCAUCAAUCAAUAACAGUAUUAAGAUGGAAGUGGGGAUUGAGGAUUGUCUGCACAUUGAAUUUGAAUACAGUAAAAGCAAGUAUCAUUUGAAGGAUGUCAUUAUCGGCAAAAUAUAUUUUCUUCUUGUUAGAAUUAAGCUAAAAAAUAUGGAGCUUGAGAUCAGGCGCCGAGAAUCAACUGGAUCAGGGCCUAAUACAUAUGUUGAGACAGAGACCCUCGCAAAAUUUGAGUUGAUGGAUGGUGCUCCUGUCAGAGGAGAAUCAAUUCCAAUCAGACUUUUCUUGAGUCCAUAUGAACUGACACCAACAUAUCGUAACAUCAAUAACAAAUUCAGCGUGAAGUACUAUUUGAAUCUUGUGCUAGUGGACGAAGAAGAUCGACGAUACUUCAAACAGCAAGAAAUCACUGUGUACCGGCUUCUCGAAACUUGAUAAUUUUCUUUCAAAUCCAAUGGGUUCAGACAUUUGAAUGUGGGAAAGAAGAGCAGAAUACUUCAUGGCACAUAUAUUGGAACCCUUUCUGGCUCUCUGAUAGAAGAUUGUAUGCUAAACCUGGGCCUUGUUCCUCUGUAUUCUGCACAUUAAUGACUUGAUCUUUGGAGUUCGUUUAUUCAUCAAGCACCCAUGGAACGACAAGCCAUGACAAAUCCUGUUCGUUCAUCUUGUUAAGGAAGUCUUGGGCGGCUUUUGUUUUGCGACGGCAUCAUACUUGCAUCUCAGUCUUGUUUGUCCAUCAUGUAUUUUCCAUUCAAUGAAAGAAAAAAAAAUGAAAAUCUGGGUUCCAUCGUUGGCUGUAGGCUUGUUGAGUUGUUCAGAAAGUUGGCUUGCGUGGAGUUUUUCUUCUUUUGUCAGCUCUUUAAUCUUUAUUUAUGAUAAAUAAAAAUUGCUUGUACUCUGUUUUAUGUCA
Messenger RNA from Theobroma cacao (cacao), 1594 nucleotides. RefSeq names its product vacuolar protein sorting-associated protein 26A-like. Gene Ontology annotation, biological process: intracellular protein transport. Lineage: Eukaryota; Viridiplantae; Streptophyta; Magnoliopsida; Malvales; Malvaceae. The record is from RefSeq and is a predicted model, not a curated record.